This is a messenger RNA of Didymodactylos carnosus, 549 nucleotides long. NCBI's taxonomy places the organism in Eukaryota, Metazoa, Rotifera, Eurotatoria, Philodinida, Philodinidae. The record is from the annotation of a GenBank genome assembly.
AUGGCAAGAAAAUUUAACAAAACUUACAGUGAUUUUGAAAUUACUCUUGCAUUGAAUAAAUUGCAAACAACAAAGUUGAUAAAGUUUAUCGACACAGUCGAAAUUGAGCAAUUACCCGCUGAACAAUUUUCAUUCGUAUCAAAGAAAAAAUCGACAAUAUCGGCAACAACAGCUACGACAUCUGUUCCAGAUUUAAAUACUAGUGAAUGGGAUAAAGAUACGUCGAUGUCGCUGAAUGAUAGUAGCAGUUUACUUCUACCACUCAAUACCAGUGUUUGGGAUCAUAAUGCUACUAUUCGUAUGGACUUAUCUAGAGCAUCGGAAUCUACAAUCGAAGUGGCCACAACAUCAUUAUCUUCAUUGACUCCUCGAGCAGGACAACUUUUAACACGUGAAGAAGCAUUACGUCAGAUGAGGGAGAAAGGACAGCGAGCAGCCAAGAAGGUGAAGCCAGUUCAGAAAAGGACAUCAGUGAAACAAAAAAAGAAUUCCAAAGCAAAGAAAUUGUCCACAAUUGAAGAUGGUAUGUUAUGCUGCCUGAUAUCUUAG